AUGUCCCACCGCCAUCUUCCCCGCCAGCCAGACCGCAUACACGACCCCGCCCCCCACAACCACCACAACCCCACGCCCCUCAUCCAGAACGCCCUGCCCCCGCCGCCCCCGCCAGCCAACCCCUCUAUCAUCCACAAGCUCAACACUGCCAAUGAGCAGACAUGGCUACUGAUAGGCCGUGUCGCAGAGCAGAUGGGAGAUCUCGAGCACGCCCUCUCAGCCUACGAAAACGCCCUGCGCCAUAAUCCCACUUCCGUCUCUGGUCUCACACAGGUCGCGGGUAUCGCUCGGAUCAAAGAAAACUAUCCAAAGGCAGUUGAUUUCUUCCAGCGCGUUCUCGGUAUUGAGGAGGACAACGGCGAGAUAUGGAGUGCUCUCGGUCACUGCUAUCUUAUGCAGGAUGACCUACAGAAGGCUUAUUCAGCCUACCAGCAGGCCCUCUAUCUCCUGCCAAAUCCUAAAGAGGACCCUAAACUGUGGUACGGGAUCGGCAUCCUGUACGAUCGUUAUGGCUCCCUUGAUCACGCCGAAGAGGCGUUUGCCUCUGUCUUGCGCAUGUCCAAAGAUUUAGACUUUGACAAGGAAAACGAAAUUCUAUUCCGCCUGGGCAUCAUCUACAAGCAGCAGGGCAAGUUCCAGGAGUCGUUAGAAUGCUUCGAUCGCAUCCUGCGAAAUCCACCAAGUCCCCUCGCCCACGCCGACAUCUGGUUCCAGAUCGGGCAUGUUUUUGAGCAGCAGAAAAAUCACGUCCAAGCGAAGGAUGCAUAUGAACGUGUCGUAGAAGCUAACCCCGGUCACGCCAAAGUGCUGCAGCAACUUGGGUGGCUAUACCAUCAGGAUGGCUCCUCGUUUCAGAACCAGGACCUCGCCAUCCAGUAUCUGACCAAGAGCCUCGAAGCUGACCCUUCCGAUGCCCAAAGCUGGUAUCUAUUGGGACGAGCGUAUAUGGCCGGCCAGAAGUACAACAAGGCUUACGAAGCCUACCAACAGGCUGUCUACCGAGAUGGACGCAAUCCCACUUUCUGGUGCUCGAUCGGCGUCCUCUACUUCCAAAUCAACCAGUUCCGCGAUGCUCUCGACGCCUACUCCCGGGCCAUCCGCAUCAACCCAUACAUCUCAGAAGUAUGGUUCGAUCUGGGCAGUCUCUACGAGAGCUGCAACAACCAGAUCACUGACGCCAUCGACGCCUAUGCUCGGGCCAGUGAACUUGAUCCCAGCAAUGCUGCCAUCGCGCAGCGGCUGCAGCUUCUCAAGAACGCACAGGCUACUGGCACUGUGCUCCCAGCUGCUCCGGGUCCGCAGGACGUGCACCCAACAGCUUACGCCAGUUCCGUCGUCCCACCACCAGGGCCUCCUCUCACGCUGCAAACCGGCAACCUCCGCCCUCCCUUCCGCACAGACUCUCGCGGACCUUCGAAUGAAAUUUCCCUUCCUCCCCCUCCUCAAGCCAGCAAUGGACGUGUGUCACCCCCUCCUCCCUUUAAAGGCGGCCCACCGCCUCCAGUCAUCCUCGACGAGAGCCGGCACAUGCCGUCCCAUACGCCCUUGGCGCCCAUGGAAGUCGAUAGACCACCUCUUCCGGGCGGCCGUGAUUACCCUCCAUCUCGCGAACACACUCGCGGUCCUUCAGGGCACCACAGCCUUCUCCUUCAACAUCCUCUACCCCCUCAACACUCUGACGACCCUAGAAAUGGCGGACACCCUCAGCAUCCUGAUCAGUAUUACAACAGUCGUGGCGGCCCACGACCUCACUCUAGAUCCAUCUCUCCUGCUCCUCAGAGCGGCCGACCUCGUUCGCCGCCUCCUCCAAACUUCCAAAACUACCCUCCUCAUGUCCGACAACCUAUGGGUCCCGCACAGCCUAGCGCUCCGCCCCCUCAACGCUCUCCUCAUGUAUACCACCGUCGUGACCCCAGUCAUCCUGAGCCUGAGCCAGGCUGGGAUCGACGACCCCCUGGCGACCACCGUGACUGGGAACACGAUCGUCGACCGAGGCAUGGCGUCGAGUAUAUGCAACAAGGUGCACCACAAAACACCUUUUACCAGCCGCGCUCUCCACGCGCCCACAGUCCUCCUGAGCCGUCGCCGCGAGGAGCGCCUCGUUAUUGGGAUAACAAGCCUCCGUCACAUCCUGGCUUCCGUCAGUCGUCGCCUCCCCCGCCACCUCAACACCAGGCGCCUCACAGUGAACCGCCCUCGCGGAGGUACGAUCCAACUCGUCACGAUGCUCGCGACUACGAUAUGGAACGGGAAAGCAGCAGGAGCUACCCUGUAUCUCCUGAAGGGAUGCGUGCUCGAAACAAUGUUCCUGCACACAUGGUUGUAGGCAGUUCGAGGACUUCAGAGAGCCCACACGCGACGCCCAUGUUGGCUGAGGCCAAGGAACGCCGCAGGCGGACAAAGGACGAUGGACACCUUCAUCAGUCACAGUCGCAGCCUCCGCAAACGCCUCAACAACAUACUCCUCAACCGCCUCCUCCUCCACCACCCCACUUUUCGGCACAUUCACCGCCGCAGUCGAUCCAAGAGAGUGUGCCAAAGAAGGACAGGCGAAAGCGCGUGAACGGCAGUAAGCGCAAGGAGGACGAAGGCACGGAGAGGCAGAAGGCGUUCGCCGCAGAGCGGGGGAUGCCUGGCAGCUUCAAGGCGUACCCCAAGGGCCCCGGCUCACCGGAGAACAGCUCGCACUCGGGCUCGUCGCGCUCCAUCCAACCAUCGCCUACAGGUGCGACGCCCCGCCCACCUUCGCGAGUCCUGGAUGAGAACUAUGAUGAGGGUGUUGCGGUAGCCGACGCGCUUAUUGGGCUCGCUACGAGCUCGAGCUUCCGCACCGCGGAGAGUUCAGGCUCGGGUGGCGAUGGCCCCGCGCACUCGCCUACCAUCUCGUCACAUAGUGGCCGUCUCAGCGACCCCUCGCCGCGGCCUGCUCCUUCGCAUCGUAACUCGGUCUCCUCCAACCACACCUCGCCGCCGAGCCAGUCACAGCCGCUCAAGCGCGCGCUUAGCCCGGGGCCGGAGGACGACAACGGCUCGAAGCGCUCACGUCUUGACAUGAUGAAGCAGCGCCGCAUCUCCUCUCCCUCUGGCGGACGCAGGACCCCCAUCCCAUCAACGCGACCAUCUCCUAUCCCUUUCCGUACGCAACUCGCGUCGCAUUCGCCUGAAGCGCGCGAGCCGUUCCCGCCUAGUCCUUCGCUGCCCGCUGUACUUCCUCCUCACCCGCGCCCGAUCGGCGCUGGCCAUGCAUCACAGGUACAGCAACAGCAACAGCAGCAACAGGGUGGUGGAUCGGGGUCGUCGAUUGCUUUGCCGCCGAUUGCGACGUUGUCGCCUGCGUCGAGCGCGCCGUCGCCCGUGCAUAAUGGGGAUGAUAAGAUGCAUGUGGAUGCGGGCGCGCGCUCGAUGUCGCCACCGUCUGCCGCCGCUGGUGGGAGGGGCAAGAUGGGUGAUGUGAUGAUGCACCGCUCGUCACGGUCGCCGCCCGACUCGAAGCACUCGAAGCAGUCGCAGUCGCCGCCUCUGGAGAAGCCGGACGCGUCGUCAUGA
This is a messenger RNA of Psilocybe cubensis, 3546 nucleotides long. RefSeq lists its product as uncharacterized. The coding region runs from base 1 to 3546 and encodes 1181 amino acids. Gene Ontology annotation, biological process: regulation of gene expression. Gene Ontology annotation, molecular function: protein binding; chromatin DNA binding; RNA polymerase II cis-regulatory region sequence-specific DNA binding. Lineage: Eukaryota; Fungi; Basidiomycota; Agaricomycetes; Agaricales; Agrocybaceae. The record is from RefSeq and is a predicted model, not a curated record. The transcript has 8 exons.